Messenger RNA from Petromyzon marinus (sea lamprey), 9135 nucleotides. Its product is annotated as 3',5'-cyclic-AMP phosphodiesterase 4C-like. The record is from RefSeq and is a predicted model, not a curated record. Gene Ontology annotation, molecular function: 3',5'-cyclic-nucleotide phosphodiesterase activity. NCBI's taxonomy places the organism in Eukaryota, Metazoa, Chordata, Hyperoartia, Petromyzontiformes, Petromyzontidae. Gene Ontology annotation, biological process: signal transduction.
GAAGUAGGGAGGGUUCAUAGACCCGACACAAACACCGACACAAACACAACAGCGGUGUGGAGUGAGACAGAGACACGGGGGCGGGAGAAGGGAAACAGACGCCAGGGACAUGGAGGCAAGAGGAGGGGGCUGUGUGAGCUCACGUGAUGCAGCGAGUAUCUGAGCUCCGCUACACUGAACUCGCCCAGGGUGCGAACCUGGCCACGCGGCUACGUGGCGGAGUGGCUGACGAGUGCAGCCGGGUGAGCACCAGCCCGGGUGUGCAGUCGCCGCGGGGUAGCGGAGCAGAGCUGUAUGUCGUGCACUUUAGGCGAGCGUAGGUGAGUGUAGCCGGGUUGAGUGAGUGUGGUGAGGAUGAGUAUCGUGCUCAAGCCGCGGUCCCAGUCCACGAGCAGCCUGCGAGGAUACGAGCUCUUCUGCUUCGACGUGGAGAAUGGCGUGUCGGGAGGCCGUAGCCCUCUGGACGCGCAGGCAAGCCCGGGCUCGGGCCUGGUGCUGCACUCGGCGAUGCCGCACGGCGCGCGGCGCGAGAGCUUCCUUUACCGCUCCGACAGCGACUACGAGCUCUCGCCCAAGUCGGUGUCGCGCAACUCCUCCAUCGCCAGCGACGUGCAUGGCGACGAUCUCAUCGUCACCCCGUUUGCCCAGGUGCUGGCCAGCCUGCGCAGCGUCCGCAACAACUUCUCGGCCCUCACAAACCUGCAGGGGACACCCAGCCGCCGGUCUCCAGCUGGGAAUCAGACCUCCUAUCCCCGAGCAGCGCCUUCCGAUGAGGGCUACCAGAAGCUGGCGUUGGAGACGAUGGAGGAACUCGACUGGUGCCUGGACCAGCUGGAGGCCGUGCAGACGCACCGCUCCGUUAGCGAGAUGGCCUCCAACAAGUUCAAGCGAAUGCUGAACCGGGAGCUGAGUCACCUGUCGGAGAUGAGUCGCUCGGGGAACCAGGUGUCCGAGUUCAUAUCCAGCACCUUUAUGGACAAGCAGCACGAGAUGGAGGUGCCCUCAGCCGGUCACAAGGAGAAGGAGCGCCAGCGGCGCCCCCUCGCGUCGGGGGGCGGCGUGGCGGCGGUGGGGGGGGCGGCCCCCGCCGUGCCGUCGCAGCUCGCGGCCGGCGUGUCGCACAUCAGCGGGGUGCAGCGCUUGCUGCACGGCGCUGCGAUUCUGCAGCGGGCGAGCAUCCCGCGUUACGGGGCGCCCACCCAGCACGAGGAGCUGCUCGCCAAGGAGCUGGAGGACAUCAACAAAUGGGGUAUCAACAUCUUCCGCAUCGCCGAGCUAUCCAACAACCGGCCACUCACCGUGCUCAUGUACACCAUUUUCCAGGAGCGAGAGCUGCUCAAGACGUUCCAGAUCCCGGCGGACACGUUCGUCACGUACAUGAUGACGCUGGAGGACCACUACCACGCCGGCGUGGCCUACCACAACAGCCUGCACGCCGCCGACGUGGCGCAGUCCACGCACGUGCUGCUUGCGUCGCCCGCGCUCGACCAGGCGGUGUUCACGGACCUUGAGAUCCUGGCGGCCAUCUUCGCAAGCGCCAUUCACGAUGUCGACCACCCUGGCGUCUCCAACCAGUUCCUCAUCAGCACCAACUCGGAGCUGGCGCUGAUGUAUAAUGACGAGUCGGUGCUGGAGAACCACCACCUGGCCGUGGGCUUCAAGCUGCUGCAGGAGGACAACUGCGACAUCUUCCAGAACCUGGGCAAGAAGCAGCGGCAGACGCUGCGCAAGAUGGUCAUCGACAUGGUCCUGGCCACGGACAUGUCGAAGCACAUGAAUCUUCUGGGCGACCUCAAAACAACCGUGGAGACCAAGAAGGUGACGUCUUCUGGUGUCCUGCUGCUCGACAAUUACACGGACCGUAUACAGGUGUUGCAGAAUAUGGUUCACUGUGCCGACUUGAGCAACCCCACGAAGCCCCUGGGUCUUUACCGCCAGUGGACGGAGCGCAUCAUGGAGGAGUUCUUCCAGCAGGGCGACCGGGAGCGCGAGCGCGGCAUCGACAUCAGCCCCAUGUGCGACCGCCACUCGGCCUCCGUGGAGAAGUCGCAGGUGGGCUUCAUCGACUACAUCGUGCACCCGCUGUGGGAGACAUGGGCCGACCUGGUGCAGCCUGACGCCCAGGAGAUGCUGGACACGCUAGAGGAGAACCGCGACUUCUACCAGAGCACCAUCCCCAGCAGCCCGUCGCCUCCGCCCGAUGAGGGCACGCCCACGCCGCACGGCCUGAGUCCCUCGCCGUCGCCCGGCUGCCACGGCGGAGACGCCGGUAGUGGCGGCGCCGACGCCACCGAUGCUGGAUCCACCAAGGUGCAAAGCGCGUCCGGCCUGCGCCCGCCCGAGUCGCAUUUCCACUUCGAGCUGACGCUGGAGGACGAGGCGGGGCCCGCGGCCAUGCGUUCCAAGGGCCCGUCGGCCUUUGACCCCGGCGCCGACCGACUGGUCGGCAGCGGUGUUGGCUGCUGCUGCUGCCUGCAGAGCGGACGAAGGUGUCGCUACGGUGAUGGAGAGCAUGGCUGCGGACACGAAAAUUGCCUUGCCCUGGUUCCCAGAGUGGAUGACGAUGACGGCGAUGAUAACGAAGAUGACGAUGACGACGACGACGAUGCACGGACGUUACGGGCGCAGGAUUCGGAGUCGCAUGACGUGGGGUUCGGGGAUUCGGACGAUGGGUCAUUCAACCACGGCUGAAAUCCGCAUGCGGCCCGAGCAACACAAGACUUUACGGAAAAAAUAAUAGUGAAAUUUUCUUUUUUUCCACGAGCUUUUCAUUUGCACUUUGGGAAAAAUGUUGCCCCCAGUGAAUGUUAUGGAUAAAUUAAGACGAUACUCUGUCAUGGUGCAACUGCAAAACGCAUCAACGCAGGGGUACGGGGCGGGGGGAGAGACGAGGCAACGGCACGGGGGAGUGGCGACCGCGCCGCUAUCCAAGCGCUUCACCCUCACCGCUCGGGAUGCAGCGCGGCCCUGGGGCGCCACACAGCAAUACGAGUCGAGCACCUCCCUAUCGGCGCUUGCCACCGACGUGGAGCACGGAGCGCUCUGCUCGACCCCUUCCCACUCCCCCCCCCCCCCCCCCCCCACCGGAACGACUCGCGUCAAACGCUGGAUCUGCCUCCCGCCCCCGCCUUCCCCAAGAGCCUCCCUUCAAGCACCGCGUUUGCCUGGCGCAGCACGCUCACGCGGGUGGCAGCAGCAGAAAGCAUUUCUCGGCCUGACGCGCGCGCACGGCCAACGGGCCGGGCGUCACCUCCACAAAACCAGCCUCACGAGUUUUGGACUAGCGAGGAACCCCACUUGCAAUUUAGCCUAAACGGGAGCCCGCGGCGCCCAUCCGUGGGCUACUGCUGGCGUACUCUUCUGGCCUCUCCCGGGAUUGGCCCAACCGAUUUGAUGUACGGCAGACGGGUCCGAUUGAUGCAAGCGGCGCUUAACGGUCCGGAGAGUGUUUUACCGCUGCCCUCCACUUGCCUUGGCCUGGUCUUGCAGACCGCUAGCAAACGCUGACAUUGUACCUUUAACAAAAAAAGAAUCCAGCCUGAGGGAAGCAGCGCACAAAUCCGGCAGCAACACACAUGGAUCCCCGUUAGCGGAGCGGAGGAGACGAAAAUCAAAAGAAGCGGAAACAUCGCCACGCAACAAAAUAUUUCUGGGUGUUAGGCUUAUGAGAGCCAAGGUGUUUGCGAGCACUCGUGUACCGAUAAAUACCCCUGUACUUGCACGAAUAACUGUCACGGUGAACGCACCUUGUAAUAACCCUGCCCCGGUGAGCGUGCAAAGUCGAUGACUAUAGAAGAACAUAGAAUAUGGUAUAAUAAUAUUAAUAAGUUGCCUAACAUGUUAACCCUGCAGAAAUAUUUUGUUCGAUGGUAAAUGUUUUAUCUUCCGUAACUUAAUCUCAUUUCAAUGAAGGAGAUAAACAGAGAAACUGUGAUUGCCUGAAUCUCAAGGUUAAAGGGUCACUGAGGGUUAAAGGUCACUUGAGGUCGUGGUGAACACGCCUCGUGACAUAUUUUCACGCGUUAGUUAUUUUCUAAUUAUUAAUAUUUUUUAAUGUUAUUUUAAUGUUAAACGUAUAAUUUAAAUAAAGAUUUAAAUGCUGUUGUGUAUCGUAAAAAAACUCCAAAAAUGUACAGAGGGUACAUACAUAAAGUACUUAAUAGGGUAACAUGCACACACACAUAUAUAUAGAGACUAUAUAUGUAUUGUAUAGAUUAUCAUAGCGUGUAUCUACGGUACGAGUUAGCCUCUUGAGAGUGGACACAGUAAACCGUGCUGAUGUAGUCACUUUCCCAGUGCUUCCUGUUGUAGCUGUGGGUGCAUGCGAGAGCGUGCGCUGGGCGACCCUGUGAUUGGGUCGUCUCUGAGCUCUUUGGCCGACCACGGCGUAACUCUGAAGAGCGACGGUGGGGCUUGCGCAUGCUGAACGAACGUGGGGCGUGACGUGUAGCGACCGACCCGCACCCCAUUCUUGCGGCACGCUUUGCUUUCGUUCCUCCGCGGCCGGGUCGCAGUCCUGCCCCCAGGCCUGCUGCUCUUGUCCGCCUGGGCGAGUAAACUGGGCACAUGGAAGGUGAGGUCGUCUCAGCCAGGUCGUAGUGGUGGUGGUGGAAGUUGUGGCAAUGGUGCUCAUUGUGAUCUAAUCACUCGGAUGUAGGGAUGGUGAGUUGCACAGAGAUGGAGCCAUCACAUUGGUGAGCUCUGCAGGUCAGCGGGCAGUGCGUGCGGGCGCAGCACACCGAGUAAUUUGCUCGCUCACUGCUGUGCCAUUUGAUAUUUAAUCCGUCCUAACUAUUGGUUUCUUUCGGCCAUCUGGUUUGCUCCCACAUUCGAAAAGUACUCGCAUAAACAAUUCACUAAGCAAUCCUAAAUGAGUGCCCCGCUGAGAGCAAGUGUUAUUUCCACGAAGGCUUUUCGGGAUCAAUGUAGAAACUGUUUAGUUACCAGCGCCUUGGCACUUAACAUUAAUGUCAUCAGCAAGAAACUGAGAUUAGAAUGAACAUCGGGGUCAUUUAAACAGUAUGUUUUGACUUGGAUCUUGUGAGUUGGAGCACCGCUUAAGUAGAGAAUUGAUGAUGCCGGGAGACAGCUCGGUGGGUAGCGCAACAGGGUCUCCUCGUCGGCUCAUCACCACCGCCACCGCCAUCGCCUCCCUCUGUGAGGCCCGUAGCAUCAGCGCCAUCCGGUGUUGGGGGGAAAAGUCAACAGUAGUUGUGCAAUAGUCAAUCUGGUCCCUUGGCGUAGGCUUGUGGAAUUGUGGAAUGCCCUCCACUGGCUCUGAGCUACUACAGGAGAUGAGCAUAAACCUCCUUUGAACACAAGGGCCCCGACUCGCAUCUAUUCCAGUUUGGUGAAAUAAUAAACGACGCCAGGGUCAUAGUCACGUCCCAUUGGAAAUUGGCGAUACCAGAACUAGCAUUCUCCACGAGUCUCUGCACAAAUACCGACUCAGUCUGAAUGUUUGAAAAGUUAAGAAAUGUCCCAAUUCCUGGCGUCCUCACGACACCACACGGUGCAGCGAUGGCCACUCUCAACGUGCAGUACUUCAGGUGAACGUGGUGUGACAUGGUGAUUGGCUUGGCUCUAUGGCGGGAGUGACUGCUGUUCUGAUGAUUUGAUUUUUAAUCUUGUGAGAGGUUUGCACAGGAGGCUGGGUCACUCUAAUAAUUGGCACUAAUCCUGGGACCGGUUUUGUUUAAUUCAACCGAAAAUUAGAAUCAGCUGCCGAAAUAAUGAUUGAUGGUAAUUGGAGCAUUUUUAAACGCACAUCCACGUCACAGUUUAGGUUGUUCUGGUUGUGUCGAUCCGGUGGUGGUGGUGAUGGUGGUGGUGGAGGGUCUUAGGGAAGAUAUUUGGCCAAACCAUCACCUCCGAACGAUCCUGUUCAUCGCAGGAUUGUAAAUCUGUAGCCCCGUGGUCGUGUAAAGAUUGAAUUUGAUACGACGUGAUCCCAAAGAGACGCGGGCGGCCUCGUGGUCACCAGAGGGCUGACCCCCAAACAUGCCGUCGGACGAUGUUCCAACGACUGAGGCCAGACCACCAUGGAGCGGUCGCCACCAUCGGGAAAACAAAGCGGGAGCAGAAAUAGAAGCAGUUCAGAACAAAAAAAAAACAAGAACUGUAGAUGACAACCCGAAACUAAAUUUUAUGCAAAUCUCAACAAGUUCACUGGCACGAGGAACAAAAUAUCGAAGGGUUUAAAUGACGUUGGCGGAGAGAGUCGUCGGAGCGCACGACGCUGCCAUGUGGCGGCUCGGAGAUGCGGCCGUGCGGGUUUUCCGCAGGGCUCAUGGGAACGGAGUCGCACGUGGCCUCUGGAGCCGGCCUCCCCGGUGUGCAGCGCUCAGGGCAGGCGUCGUCGCGGAAUUCAAGAGGCUGAUAGAGGGUACCGCUUACGAGAACGAGAUUGAGUCUUCCGUGGGCAGAACGCCCCCCCCCCCACCACCCCCACCACCCCCACCCCCCCCGUGCCGUUUGGCUGAGUGUUCGGUUACCGUGCGUGUAACUGUGGAGCGUGUCGGCGCUGGUUUGAGUAUCAGUGGUUGUGUAUGCUAGUGAGAGUUGAAAAGGUGAUUGCACACGCGUGGCGAUGGUGGUUUGUGUCUGGGGUGGUUUUGUCUGCUUGUGUGUGUGUGUGUAGUUCACGUGUGAGUGUUGGGUGUGUUGCCUGCGCGCACGUGCGCGUGUGUGUGUGUGUUAGUGGGUGUGCAAGGGGUGAUAUGAGAGCGCAGUGUUCUGUGCCGUGCUCCCAGUGACCCAGGUUCAUAAACUGCCCAUGCACAACAGCAGUGAUAAGUGAUCUCGUAACCUGGCCUGGGCACCUCUUUGGUCAAGUCGGUCUGAAAUUAGUGGUGCAGUGUACCAUCAAACCUCGGGGAAACAAAGGCGGAUAAAUUAAUUGUUGACCCCAUCAGUGCGACCGCCGCCUUACAGCACUUCACCUACCAUGUCUACCGGUGUCAGCGCGAGUCUGUGUGGGGUGCACUGGUUGUGUGUGCACACAGAUACGGCUGUGUCGUGGGCUCGUUUGCGUGCGAGACUGUGAGGUGCGUGUGGCUGCUGUUGUCGAUGUUCGUUUGGGUGUGCACGCGUGUUUUGUGCAAGAGCGUUUUCAGUUCGUUUGCCUAUAUUCGUGUCCCAUCUGUUGCGUGUGAAUGUUGAGUGUGUGCGAGCAUGUGUGCGUGCGUGUGCGCGAGUGUAUGUGUGCGAGCAUGUGUGCGUGCGUGUGCGCGAGUCCGCGUGCGUGCGCAGUCUGACGCCACCACCCCAUAGUCCUCAUGGCAGCGGCCACAUGGGGCAGAGUCCGAGAGCUGCGCGCGGAUGCCGUCCCGUGCGAGUCGAGCAAUUCGAGCGAGUCGUGCGCCGAGAGAUGGAAACGCCACAAUAACGAUUCGCCGCGUUUAACUUCCCCUUAGAGAAGUAGGAGACGAGCAAUGCGCCGUGUUCCCAAACGGAAUUGUGUCUGCUGCAACGGCCCCCGCCGGCGUCGCGCGCGGCGCUGGUGAACGACGCGUUGUACAGCGGCCUCUUCGCUGCGUCUCUCGUCGGACGGUGCUCAUCGUGCAGAGCUUUUGAUUCAGAACUCAUUUAUUGCAUCCUCAGUGCAUUUAUUUGACAAAUGAUAAGGGCGGUUAGUUUACCCUGCUUGAGGAAAGGGACACGCGGUGUUUUUGCAGGACACACAUUUGCAUUGGCCUUCGAAAUUGACUAAUGAGGGUAUAUUCCUGAUAAUGGCACUUAAGAAAAUUACAGAUGCAUCUCUACCAACGUCAUUUCGCCAGAGGAGAACCUGCAGGUGUCUGAACAACGUGGCCGUGUAAUAACGGUGAUGUUUCAGAUCUUGUAUUUUGUCCGCAAUUGGUUACGGUGCGGCCACGGCCGCCAUUUGUGGCUGAUGAUGUCAGAGGAUCGUCGAUGAUGUCAGUUCCACGGUGGACUUCGUGUUGAGACAACACUUCCUCUCUCUCUGUGCCCUGCGGUAGCGAAGCGGCCCGCUGCGAGAGACCCAACAUCCGACUCGUUCCACGGUAGCGGUAACGGCACGCAUAAGGUGCGCAGUGGCGCGCGUACGGCACAGAAGCUCCUCGGCCUUGGCUAGACCACGAGCGCAAAAUAACUCAGCAUGUGGCCGUGUUGUCGUAUGGAGCUACCGACUCGAAAGAGUUGGGAAAAUGUGGCCAUCCCAAUGGGGAGCAGUGAAACAGAUGGGCUCCCAGGGCCAUAGGCCAGUAGGGAGCACUGAGUACUGAUGAGUACAAAUGAGGACAAAUCCGGUCUACAGUUGCGGAUUUGUUUCACUCGCCCAUUGGGACGGCCACACAUUUUCUACGAGUUGGUGGUUCUAAAGGAAAAGGUGGCAUGCCCACUCAGUUCUUUUGAGCUGGUGGUCUGGAUAAGGCUGAUAGUUUUUUUGUACAGGCAUUGCUGAACACCUGCGUGUGUUGUUAAGUCUGCACUCACGUUCCUCUUGUAAUGGGGUUUCCCGUCAUAUUUACAGGCUCUAAUUAAGUUGCGUAGCACACGGCAACUUGAGCUGGGAGGUGGGAGAAGGGUCUCACGUGGUCCUCUCCAAUCCCCCCCCCCCCGCAGGGAGAGUCGCUGGCGUUUCAGAGACCGAAUCUGUGCCCGACACUUGCCGUCCGUGAGCACUCCGAGCGUGGUGCCCCCGAUGGGCUAACGGACACGAAGGCCUCCAGUGAGAGGAAACGCCGCCACUCUCUGCUCUGCGAAAUAGCCGUUCGAAAAUCUGUCUCUCUCUCUCUGGCUGUCUCUCUCUCGCUGUCUCUCUCUCUCUGUCUCUUUCACAAUCGGCAAAGAGGGGGAAACUUGUCGGGAGCACACGACGUGUCGCCACGCUCGCAGCCACGCAUGUGCCGUGCGUGCUUAAACCACGAGCCCUCGACACGGCACACGAGGACGAUGGCGACGGCUCUAAAGUGUGAGGAAUGUUGCGUAAUGUUUGAGCAUGUCUAUGAGAAAUAUUAUUCAGCAGCAAUGGAGUAUUUGAAUAAUUGACAAAAGUGUUUGUAUUCCAUCCGCAUAUUUAAAUAUGUUUUUACCAGCUCUGACCUGCGUACACUUUGCCUAUUGAUCCACUCGAGCUCUUUGAGAAUUUAUAAAAACCCUAUGACAUCG